AUUUUACGUCACCACAACGCAGGAAACGGUGGAGCUAUGUUGACGUCCAAAACAAAAAUUGUUCUCUGAAAAUCCUCGUUGGUUUAUCGUCAUCGACAGUCAGGUCGACUAAAAGAUCAAUCAUACGGAGUUUGAGUAGGGAACAAAAGUAGGAGUCAAUGUGGGUGGAAAUACCUUGACCCGUCUAUCUUAUUUUCUUGGGAUUAAGAGGAGUUUUCUUUGGCUAACAUUGGCUAGCGAGUAGCAUUAUCGUAGUUAACGGUAAGCUAACGAGGCUGGUUAUAGUGUGAAGUUGGCAGUCAAACGCGUUAGUUGUUUCGUCGGGUCGUAAGUUGCAGGCCAAUUGAAACUAAUAUUAGAAGACGUGUUGAGGUUAGUAGUUUUUAACUGGAUGGACUCAAUCAUAUGGUAAGGUCAUUUUAUUGGGCAAGACACGACUACGCAAGGCGUUUUGCUCUUUAGUGCUCUUGGGCCUGUGCUAGUCAGCUAACCAUGGCGUGUGGAGCUACUCUGAAAAGGACAAUGGAUUUUGAUCCUUUGAUGAAUCCCACUUCACCCAAAAGGAGAAGGUGUAUUCCUGUAUCGCCAUCGACAUCAUCACCAAGGAAAUACUUGCGAAAUGAGCCUUCCCCAUUCGGAGAGGUCUCCUCGAAACUCACAACAGAGCAAAUUCUCCAUAACAUCAAGCAGGAGUACAAGAGAAUGCAAAAGAGGAAGCAUUUCGACGGUACUUUCCAGCCGUCUGGUGAGGGCUCUUCGCCCGAGUCACAACCCGGCCUGUCCUUUUUAGGUGGCUGCGGUCUUCAAGGGGCGUCUUCAGGUUCGGUCUCUCCCACAAGGAAAGAGCAGCCGCUGUUCACGCUCAGGCAGGUGGGCAUGAUCUGUGAGCGUCUUAUCAAGGAACGAGAGGAGAAGGUCCGUGAAGAAUACGAGGAGAUGAUGACUUCCAAACUCGCAGAACAAUAUGAUACCUUCGUGAAGUUCACGCACGACCAGUUAAUGCGACGCUUUGAGGAGCAACCUGCAAGUUAUGUUUCCUGAGACAGACCCAUCCACCACUAGGACACAAGCUGAUGUACUGCUGUGACUGAUUGGAAAUUAUCCUCUGACGGCAUCGAUGCCAGAGACUGUGUUUGAUUGAAAAUAAAGUGCCAUAUUUCACAUGUUGGCAAAGGCUACUUAAAAGCUAAAGUCAGUGGUUUUACGCCCUCUCCGUAAGCAUUUUAGGUGCCUCUUGGUGUACGGCUAUGUUUUGGACCCUUCCUGAUUUUUUUUUUCUACCAGUGGCCUACCUAUCACUUGCUGUAAAGCCUUUUUCUCAGAUAUUUUAGUCUUGGCAUUCCACAUCCUUUUGUGUUUUAUAUUAUUUUUGUUACUUGUAUAUCGAAGUUAUUCAGAAUGCCAUGUAACAUUUUACUGAUCAGCCAUUUUAAUGAAUGCAGGUUGAUAUGAUCAGAAAAAGGUAUCCUAGGUCAAUACCACACUCCCCUCCCUCCCCUUGUUCCCUUCAAAGGGCAAUGCCUAGUUUGUAAACAUGCAGACCGAAGUAUUGUGAUGGCCAUUUCUGGUUCAAGCCGUGGUUGCGCUAUAAAUUCGGGGAAGAAGUCUCACUUCUAAUGUUACGGCAGUGAAGAUUGAAACUUGCUGUUAUGGGUAGUGUGAGCCUUAAAUACAUUGUACUGUAACAAGCAACUGCAAGAAAACAUUGAAUCAAACAAUACCAUCUCAUAUUUAUUUGAUCUUUAUCCUGUUCAUUUUUCCUGCUUACAUAGAUGACAUGUAAACAAUAAAACUUUUUAAUACA
This is a messenger RNA of Engraulis encrasicolus (European anchovy), 1804 nucleotides long. It is a transcript of the gene akirin2, whose product is annotated as akirin 2. The transcript is spliced from 5 exons. Gene Ontology annotation, molecular function: transcription coregulator activity. The coding region runs from base 493 to 1041 and encodes 182 amino acids. NCBI's taxonomy places the organism in Eukaryota, Metazoa, Chordata, Actinopteri, Clupeiformes, Engraulidae. Gene Ontology annotation, biological process: positive regulation of transcription by RNA polymerase II; positive regulation of innate immune response. Gene Ontology annotation, cellular component: chromatin; nucleus. The record is from RefSeq and is a predicted model, not a curated record.